Cariama cristata (Red-legged seriema) is the source of this 676-nucleotide messenger RNA. RefSeq names its product lactosylceramide alpha-2,3-sialyltransferase-like. The record is from RefSeq and is a predicted model, not a curated record. The transcript has 3 exons. Gene Ontology annotation, molecular function: lactosylceramide alpha-2,3-sialyltransferase activity. Lineage: Eukaryota; Metazoa; Chordata; Aves; Cariamiformes; Cariamidae. The coding region runs from base 66 to 614 and encodes 182 amino acids.
UUAGGUUAAAUGAUGCACCAGUUCAAGGAUACACAGAUCACGUUGGUAACAAAACUACUAUACGGAUGACUUACCCAGAAGGAGCCCCCCUUUCUGAACACGAAUAUCCUCCUGCUAGCUUGUUUGUGGCUGUUUUGUUUAAAAGUGUUGAUUUCAAUUGGCUUCAAGCAAUUUUAAAAAAUGAAACCUUGCCUCUGUGGGUGCGACUCUUCUUUUGGAAGGAGGUUGCUGAGAAAAUUCCUUUUACAUCAAAGCAGUUUCGGAUUCUGAAUCCAGUCAUCAUCAAAGAGACAGCUUUGGACAUUUUACAGUUCCCUGAACCUCGAUCAAAAUUCUGGGGUUGGGAUAAGAAUGUACCAACAAUUGGGGUCACAGCAGUUGUUCUGGCCACACAUUUAUGUGAUGAAGUGAGCUUAGCAGGAUUUGGAUAUGACCUCGAUCAACCCAGCACACCUUUGCACUAUUACAACAACCUCUGCAUGGCUGCCAUGAACGGACAAACUAUGCACAAUGUGACAAGCGAAACAAAAUUCCUGCAGAAACUGAUCAAAGAAAAAAUUGUCAAAGACCUCACUGGUGGGAUACUUUGUGAAUUCUGCGUCAAAGACAGCUAGUGAUUGAAGUGCGGCAUGGUUUGGAUUUGUUAAAUGCCCAGGGAUUGAGCUGGAACAACCUU